AUGGAGUUGGGCGAGCUGCUCUACAACAAGUCGGAGUACAUCGAAACGGCAUCUGGGAACAAAGUUAGUCGCCAGUCUGUAUUGUGUGGAAGUCAGAACAUUGUUCUUAAUGGCAAGACAAUUGUGAUGAAUGACUGUAUUAUCCGAGGUGAUCUGGCAAAUGUAAGAGUUGGACGUCAUUGUGUUGUGAAAAGUCGGAGUGUCAUAAGGCCACCGUUCAAGAAAUUCAGCAAAGGCGUUGCGUUUUUCCCUUUACAUAUUGGGGACCACGUCUUUAUUGAGGAAGAUUGUGUGGUCAACGCAGCUCAGAUUGGCUCUUACGUUCACGUUGGCAAGAAUUGUGUGAUUGGGCGCCGGUGUGUGUUGAAAGACUGUUGCAAAAUUCUCGACAACACAGUAUUACCCCCAGAAACUGUGGUCCCACCGUUCACCAUCUUCUCAGGCUGCCCAGGACUCUUCUCAGGGGAGCUCCCAGAAUGUACCCAGGAGCUGAUGAUUGACGUCACCAAGAGCUACUACCAGAAGUUUUUGCCCUUGACACAGGUCUAA
Messenger RNA from Rangifer tarandus platyrhynchus (Svalbard reindeer), 549 nucleotides. Lineage: Eukaryota; Metazoa; Chordata; Mammalia; Artiodactyla; Cervidae. The record is from the annotation of a GenBank genome assembly.